Molecule: messenger RNA, 1021 nt
Organism: Paramecium sonneborni
Lineage: Eukaryota; Ciliophora; Oligohymenophorea; Peniculida; Parameciidae
Source: the annotation of a GenBank genome assembly
UUUAUUAAUGUCACAUAAACCAUCUCAUAACCCUGCUCUUUUUGAUUAAUAUAUUCAAUAUGAUGGUCCUGAAGGAGAAGGAUUUAGAAUAGCCCAAUCAGAUAACUCUGCUGAUAUUUAUAUUGUAGAUGAUUAUGGUGGUUGGGUUGAUAAAGAAUUAAAUUAUUAUGAUAGAGAUGGAGAACCUGCAGGAUACUUUGAUUAAGAUUAUAACUUUUAUGAUAUGUAAGGAUACAGAAUUCCGGGUGGUUUUAAGGGUGGAAAAUCUAUUGAGAGAGAAAUUAAAAAAAAAUAAAAAUACCUUGAUAGUGUUCCAGAUAAUACUAAGUAAAAGUUUGGUAAUUUCUAUGUCCUUAUAUUAAGUUGUUGAAAUCUAAAAUCUACCUUCCAACACAGUACCUAUUUAAAUCAUCAAUUAUAUUCUUGAUAGAUGUGAUUUGAAAUAGGCCCAAAUCGAAGAGUGCAAAAAAGUACAAAAAUAAGCUACUAAAGGUUAUGUUGUUGUUACAGGAGCAGACAAAGUUUAAAAGUUAUUAAUUUUAGAAGGACGAAAAUUUAGAUUGUAAGAUAAAGUAACCAAUAUUCCAAAUAAUUAGGAUGGUAAAUAUACAAGCAAAGAAAUUUAAAUAUUUGUUAGAGAAGCAAAAUUUAACAAUGGAAAACAAUUCCCAAACAAUAAUAAUAAUUCUAAAUAUAAUCAAUAAGAAUAGAUUGAAUAAGAAGAUGAUGGAUAUAAAAUUGCUUUUGAAAAUCUAGACACCAAAAAAACAAAUCAAGAAUUUAUAAACUGGAUUGUUAGUCAAACUAAUUGUGAACCAGAAGAAAUUGAACUUAAAAGACCUAACUAAAAACCAUCAGGAUAAUUCCUCUUAUAAAAUGAAAAUCUUAUGUACUUAAUUUUGAAAUAAAAUGGAAGAUAAUUUGGUGAUUCACGUAUUACUUUUAAACAAAGUAUUUUAUUCUCUUAUUAUAAUUUUAGUAUCCAAAUAAUGAGGUUUGGAAGAAUUAAUAGAGAUGUGCA